UUGAGGUGUGUUUAUACUGAUUCGGACAUCAUGGUUAUUAAAAAAAUGCACCUUUAACCACUAUAAAUACCAACCCUUGAACCAUCUUCAUUUCACAAAGAACAGAGCAUAGAGCAGUGAAGCUCACUCCACUACCCUUUGUACGAGUUUCAGCCUUCUGACGAACCAGAAGUUCAUGCCAGGAAUAAAACACUUGCUUAUCAUUUCUAUAGCUAUCAAUGCAGGGCUAGUGUUGAAAUUUCUGCAUGAUGGACAUGAUUGGGCCGGAAGGUCUGUUCCGAAGGGUGUGCUUCCUGAGGCUAAGCCUGCAAACGGGGUGCAAACUUUGAGCCGUGCAACUGAUAUGCAAGAUCAGUACAUCAAUCUGGAUCAUGGUGAUCCGACAAUGUACGAGACCUACUGGAAGCAAAUGGGAGACAAAACGACACUAGUUUUAUCAGGUUGGCAAUCCAUUAGUUAUUUUUCGGAUACCAAGAACAUUUGCUGGUUUCUGGAGCCAGGCUUUGCAAAUGCAGUAACUAGACUGCACAAUCUAGUCGGGAAUGCUCAGACUGGAAAUUAUCACAUUGUAGUUGGAACAGGAUCUACACAACUGUUUCAGGCUGCGUUAUAUGCUCUGUGUCCAUCCAACGCACCACAGCCAAUGAGUAUUGUAUCUGCUGCCCCAUUUUAUUCGUCGUAUCCAUUGAUCAUUGAUUGCUUGAAAUCUGGGCUCUACAAGUGGAAAGGUGAUGCCUCAAAAUUUAACAAAGACGAGCCUUAUAUUGAGCUCGUGACUUCUCCAAAUAAUCCUGACGGAUCAAUCAGGCAAGCUGUAGUUAACGGCAGUGGAGGAAUACUGGUGCAUGACCUAGCUUACUACUGGCCCCAGUAUACUCCGAUCUCAUUUCAGGCAGACCAUGACAUUAUGUUGUUCACACUCUCCAAAUGCACUGGACAUGCUGGGAUACGUAUAGGAUGGGCACUAGUGAAAGAUAAAGAAGUUGCCAAGAAGAUGACUAAAUUUAUAGAGAUCAGCAGCAUUGGUGUCUCUAAAGAUUCACAGCUCCGAGCUGCUAAAAUCCUUGAUGUUAUUGCUGAUACCUACGAGCACACACAGAAAUUUGAUAAGGCUACACCCUUCUUCCAUUAUGGCUACAAUGAAAUGGCAAAGCGAUGGAGACAAUUGAGAUCAGCUGUCAGCAAAGGCCAAACAUUUAGUUUACCCGACUUUCCUGUUGAAAAAUGCAACUUUAGUGGUCAGACAUUUGGAACACAACCUGCUUUUGCAUGGCUAAAAUGUGAAAAGGCCGUAGACGACUGUGCAAGCUUCCUGAGGAAGCACAAGAUUUUGACCAGAAGCGGAACCCAUUUUGGUUCAAGCGAAAAAUACGUGAGGAUCAGUUUGAUAAGCCACCAGGAAGAGUAUGGUGAAUUUAUUCAAAGGUUAUCUCUGAUCAGCUGUGUGUACGCUACAUGAAUAGAGUUUAGUCUUUUUUGUAGGUAUAGAUAUUCUCUAAGACUAAGUGGUGCAGAGGGCUGUACACAAAAAUGUAUAUGUUUGUAUUUGUAAACUUAUUGACUCUAAAUCAGUGACGUUGCACAAGUUCAGAGUAAACACUAUUGCAAAUACAUCCUCAAUAUUGUUUGAACCUUUUUCACUCAAUUAAGGACCAAAACAGAUACAUAUCCUAUGUACUGGUGCCGCCCAAAUUAAAGAUUGCUCAGAAACAUGUAUAUCUAUUUGAAAAUAAAAAAGAAAAGGAAAGGAUUUCUUGG
Messenger RNA from Lycium barbarum (goji berry), 1758 nucleotides. Its product is annotated as tryptophan aminotransferase-related protein 2-like. Gene Ontology annotation, molecular function: transaminase activity; carbon-sulfur lyase activity. Lineage: Eukaryota; Viridiplantae; Streptophyta; Magnoliopsida; Solanales; Solanaceae. The transcript has 5 exons. Bases 176 to 1459 code for a protein of 427 amino acids. The record is from RefSeq and is a predicted model, not a curated record. Gene Ontology annotation, biological process: amino acid metabolic process.